Molecule: messenger RNA, 1926 nt
Organism: Leishmania braziliensis MHOM/BR/75/M2904
Lineage: Eukaryota; Euglenozoa; Kinetoplastea; Trypanosomatida; Trypanosomatidae
Exons: 1
Coding region: 1-1926 (641 amino acids)
Biological process (GO): magnesium ion homeostasis
Source: RefSeq, a predicted model, not a curated record
AUGUACUGUGGCCUUACAAUUGGGCUGCUUGGGAUGGAGACCAUAUAUCUGGAGAUUAUAGCCGAUGCGGGGCAGGAAUCUGACCGCAGCUACGCGCGCAAGAUUUUGCCGGUACGCAUGCUGGGGCACCAGCUUCUCGUGACUCUGCUCGUCGGCAACAUGCUGACUCUGGUGCUGACCUCUCAGCUUGUCGCUGCCAUUGUGGGUGGCAGCGAGCUCGUGAACUUCAUCUUGGGCACACUGGUGAUUCUCAUCUUUGGUGAGAUUCUCCCCAUGAGUUUUUGCAGUAACCAAAACAAUGCGCUGUGGGCCGGCGCAAGGAGUCUGCCAGCACUCAAGAUUUCGCUUUUUGUGCUGUGGCCCAUCUCAAAGCCGCUGGGGCUGAUCCUGGACUGGCUGGUGGGGCACGAAGCGGGCCAGGUAUACGACCGCAAGGAGUUGAAGAAGCUCAUCUGCAUGCAUUGUGAGAAGUUCUCGGCCAAGUCGGGCAUCGACAUGGACCAGGCGCGCAUGAUGCUGAGUGUGAUGGACAUGAAUGAGGUCACGGCAGAUGCAGCCAUGACACCAAUGGAGAACGUCGUCAUGCUAGAGGCGAGUACCCGGCUUGACACAGCGCUCGAGCGUCGCUUGUGGAUGUACGGUAUCUCACGCGUACCGGUGUAUCAAGAAUCUCGCGACAGGGUGAUUGGCGUGCUCUACGUAAAGGACCUCAUCAGCAACACUUACCUCUGCCAUGACAGCGACAUGACAGUGCGUGAUUUCGUGCUGCAGCACCCGCGCGACCUCCUGGUGGUGAAGGCGGACACGCUUCUGCAGGAGGUGCUGUACAUUUUCGAGCAGCACCACACGCAGCUUCUCUUCGUGGAGCCAGCAGACAAAGCUGCCUCCGACGAGCAAGGUGGAUCGCCGAGGAAUUUGUCGCAGGGUGCGAAGGGUUCACAGCUGAGUCGCGCAGGGUUCAGGACUAUCGACGGCAAACAGGCAUCAAAGCACGGCUCAGGCCACAAGCGGCAAGGCAGCAAGCCUACCGCGCCUGUGCACUGCAUGCCGAAGGUCAUUAACUCGAUGGCGCUCCUGUCGAACGCGGCGGAGCCGAGCGGCUUCAUUGGGCUUGUGACACUGGAGGAUGUCAUUGAGGAGCUCAUUGCGUCGGAGAUUUACGACGAGGACGAGUACUCGGGUGAUACGAAGCUGCUGUCAGACGUAGAGGCCUUCGACGGGUCAGUGAUUGAGCCGCCACCAACUCGAUUGCCGCGGGUGAAUUUCUACUCGUACGGCGUGUCCUCCACGUCAGAGAAUCAGUGCCUCUCGGAGGAUCAGCUAUGGGCACUUGCUUACUACCUCACCCGGGCGUACGUGUACUUUGCAACGUGGAAUGUCUCUCACGUCAAGUUCUUGCUGCAGCAUGUUGGCGACGUGGUGGUGCAUGUAGGCGACUCAUGCGGUGAUGGUGAGGAGCAAAGCGAUAGCACAUCUUCCCCAGGAGUUGCGGCUGGGAUUCUGGACCUCGCCGCGGUUGAUCCAGCACGAGUGCUCUACAGAGCCGGGCAUCCGAGCAGCGCCUUCACACUGGUGCUAAGUGGCGGAGUCGAGGUGAUUAUCGGACACGAACGACUACGAACGGAGUUGCGCUCCUUUUCCCACCUCGGCGAGGACGCCCUCCUCUCAGACGCUCCUUUUCUGCCGGACUACACGGCUGUAGUGUCACGCACUAGUCGUCUCAUGCGGAUCACACAGGCUGACGUGGUGAUGGUGGAAAGGAAGCUGAACGAGGCCCGGGCACGGCAUCAUCAGACGGCGGUGCGUCUUACGCCAACCUUAGGGGAAGCGGUAACAACAGUAGUAACGGUGCCCCCGUCAAGUGUGCCACGCAAGAGCUUGCGGAAGCAUAUGAGAAGCGAAGCAAAGCGCGUGGCGAUUGAGUAG